Messenger RNA from Galleria mellonella (greater wax moth), 5695 nucleotides. RefSeq names its product protein HIRA homolog (gene Hira). Gene Ontology annotation, biological process: chromatin remodeling; regulation of DNA-templated transcription; DNA-templated transcription. The coding region runs from base 205 to 2973 and encodes 922 amino acids. The transcript is spliced from 20 exons. Lineage: Eukaryota; Metazoa; Arthropoda; Insecta; Lepidoptera; Pyralidae. The record is from RefSeq and is a predicted model, not a curated record. Gene Ontology annotation, molecular function: nucleosome binding; protein binding. Gene Ontology annotation, cellular component: HIR complex; nucleus.
AAAAAAUAACUUUGUUUAUGAACUCACUUUAUAAUCUUACCUACUAGUCAAGUAUAUAGUUGAAGUUGAUCAUCUUGUCACUGUCAAAGUCAAACUGUCAGUGUGAAGAUUAUAAAUUUCAUUAAUUAAAUUAUAAAUAAAAGCUACACAAAUUUGUAUUUAAUCCAUUAGGGUUUGAAUAAAAAUUAAACUAAAUACAAACAAAUGAAGCUCUUAAAACCCAGUUGGGUGAAUCACGAUGAUAAACCAAUCUUUUCUGUGGAUAUCCAUCCUACUGGAAAACGCUUUGCAACCGGCGGACAAGGCGGCGACUCUGGCCGUGUGGUUGUAUGGAAUCUCAAUUCGGUCCUGUAUGAGUCUGUUGAGGUAGACCCCAAUGUGCCCAGAAUGCUAUGUCAAAUGGACAAUCAUUUAGCAUGUGUAAACUGUGUAAGAUGGAGUAAUGGUGGUCGUUACUUGGCAUCCGGAGGUGAUGACCGCCUAGUUAUGGUCUGGGGGUUGAGUGUGGCUGCUGGAACAUCUGGUAAACACAAAGCUGAAACUUGGAGAUGUCUAUCCACACUACGAGGUCAUGCAGGUGAUGUCUUAGAUCUAGCAUGGUCACCAUUGGACAAAUGGUUAGCAAGCUGUAGUGUCGAUAACACCAUAAUAAUCUGGAAUGCAGAAAAGUUUCCAGAAAUGGUCUGUGUAUUGAGUGGACACACUGGCCUUGUUAAGGGUGUUGCUUGGGAUCCAGUUGGUAAAUAUAUUGCAUCUCAAUCAGACGACAAAUCAUUAAGGGUAUGGAAGACAGCAGACUGGGCACAAGAAACUGUUAUAACUGAACCAUUUGAGGAGUGUGGAGGCACAACGCACGUGCUGCGGUUGUCGUGGUCCCCCGACGGGCAGUACGUGCUGUCGGCGCACGCGAUGAAUGGCGGCGGGCCCACGGCGCAGGUCGUCGAGCGCGACGGCUGGCGCUGCGACAAAGACUUCGUGGGACAUCGCAAGGCCGUCACUUGUGCGAGAUUCAACAACAACAUAUUCGUAAAGGAAGGCAAGAAGUGCUGCUGCGCGGCGGUGGGGUCCCGGGACCGUGCUCUAUCUAUUUGGCUGACGUCGCUCAAGCGGCCUCUAGUGGUGGUACACGACCUCUUCAGUGACAGCGUUCUGGACCUCUCUUGGAGCUCUGACGGGUUAAAUCUUCUGGCUUGCAGCUCGGAUGGUACAGUGGCUUGCAUUCAGUUCACCAAUAAAGAAAUUGGCACCCCACUAACCAUGGAUGAAAAGAAUGCUUUCUACGAGAAAAUCUAUGGAAAAUGUCUGGCCAACGAGUCUGGAGGAGACCUGUCCACUAAUCUCCUGGUCGAGUGUCCUGAAAUCUUGCUAGCCAGAGAGAAGCAAGAAGCUAAGAAGGAAGCUAUCAAGGAGGACUCUAUGCCUAAGAGCGAAAAGUCUCAGACAGCGAAGUCAGCAUUGGCCCCAUUGUUAGCAUCGCCCGUAUCAGUUGCGAGCGGGUCCCCGCUGCGGCCGAUGGACCGUCAGAUCGAGACGCGAACCUCGGACGGGAAACGCCGCAUCACGCCCGUUUUCAUACCUCUCACUAAUGCCGAUGCCAACGAGUCGCUGGGCUCGCAGCCGGGCGGCAUGGAGAACUGCUUCAGUACAUCGUCGCAGAGCAAGUCGCGGAUCCGCGUGGAGGUGCGCGACGAUAUCGUCAUACACCCGAACGUCAGCAACCACGCCAUCAACACCUCGCAGGGCAGCACGCGGCUCAACGACAACGGGUUGGACCAGCGGCUGCGCAAGCGCACGGCGGCGGCGCUGCCCGGGCCGCGCGCGGACGACGUGGCGGCCAAGCGCGGCCGCAGCCCCGGGCCCGCCGCGGCCGCCGCUGUCGCCGCGGCCGCCGCGCCUGCACCGCCGCCGCUGCCCGCGCCCGCGCUCGGCGCCGCCGGGCCCGUCGUCCGCGCCGCCGGCUCGCUGCGGCUGCAGAUUGUAAAUAAGGCGUACAACACACACUACGGCACGCUCUCGCGGUUGCAGUUACUGCCCAACAACUCUGUAUCCAACGACCCUGUUUGGGAAACAUAUCUAGGGUCGCCGGUGACGUGCGUGGCGUGCGACGCGCGCUGGGCGUGCGUGAGCUGCGCCGACGGGCUGCUGCACGCGUGGCGCCUGCACCACCAGCCGCACGACCAGCGGCACGUCGCCAGGGCACUGCCGCCAAUAGCGCUGAUGUCGCAGGCGGCGAAGCUGUCGCUGAGCGGCGAGCGGCUGGCGGCCGUGACGACGGCGGGCGAGCUGAGCGUGUGGGACCUGGCGGCCGGCGCCUGCCUGCUGCGUCCACUCAGCUUCCGGAACCUGCUCGCGCACAAAGUGACGGUGACAAACUGCUCUCUUCUAGAGGAUGGUAACCCGAUGAUCUCACUCAGUAAUGGCAAGACUUACAUCUACAGUAAAAAGUUGUAUGCAUGGGUGGUGUGGGCGGACGCGGGCGACCCGGUGUGGCGUGCAGGCGGUCCGCUGGCGGCGCGGCAUCCGCGGCCGCCGCCCGCCGCCGGCGCCGCGCCCGGCACGCCACUGCACCCGGCGUUCACCGCGCCGCGCCGCGACCGAGCGCUGCCCUCGCGCACCUCCACUUACAGCGCAGAGUGCGCGCGCAGCUGGCUGGAGGCGCAGGCGGCGGCCAGCCUGCACCUGCGGCUGCCGCGCGACUACCGCCACUGGCUCACGUCGCUGUUCGCGCACCUCGUCUCGCACGGCUCUGAAGAUCAGCUGCGCAGUAUACUGGACGACAUGCUCGGGCCCAGCCACUGCACAUCCACACCCAAGAAAUGGCAGUCGACCAUAUUGGGCAUAAAGAAACACGACAUAUUAGAAGAGAUGCUCGCACUUCUAGUGAGGCAAUUACGUUGGCAACGGAUGUACUCAGAGUAUUCGGAACAGUUGAACGACAUCAAGCAGACCAACGGCGUCGUCAAUGGACACUGACGACGUCAUCUCCAAUAUUAUUGACGUCACAUCACGUACAAACGACGUCACGCCAUUAGUGAUUAUCGAUACAUCACAUACAAACGACAUUACAUCACUAGUGAUCACCGGCACGUGACGUACAAACGACGUCACAGCACUACUGAUCACCGGCACGUGACGUACAAACGACGUCACAGCACUACUAAUCAUCGGUACGUGACGUACAAACGACGUCACAGCACUACUGAUCACCGGCACGUGACGUACAAACGACGUCACAGCACUACUAAUCAUCGGUACGUGACGUACAAACGACGUCACAGCACUACUAAUCAUCGGUACGUGACGUACAAACGACGUCACAGCACUACUGAUCAUCGGCACGUCACAAUCAAACUAUUUCAUCACUAGUGAUCGCCGAAAACGUCACAAGAAAACGACAUUACAUCUCUAGUGUACGCUGACACGUCAGGCACUAUGACUACGUCAUAUCACUGGUGUUGCUGUGAUCUGCCUACGUACCACAAAAAUAUGUUCGAAAUUUCGGAGUGAAACAUUACGAGCUUAAAGUUAAAAUCACGAAAGUGAAACUUCAUACAUUUCCUAGAAGUGUCUGUGACGAACGAAAUGUUUUAUAUUUUGUCUUGUUGUCUAAAUUGUGUCUAAUUUCGAUAUGAACGUCCAUCGCUUCAUAAUCGUUAUUCAAUUUUCGUACCGAAGCUUCGGGAUUACGUUUCGUGGUAGCCUCCCUGGUAGUCGACGGUAGGCAUGGGUAAUAUUGGUACCAAUAUCUAUAUUUAGGGUUCUUUUUGAAUAUUGACGGUGGAAAAGUCAUCACCCAUUUCGAUAUCACCCUUACCGGUCGGAUAACUAUAUUAAUUGCCAUUCUAAGUUGUAUAAAAAAAAAUUCGAUCGGGUUCGUAAUUUCAACAUUAAAUAUUGGAUAACAGACAUUUAACAUAGUCGUUAUUGGACAAAUAUAUAUAUUGCUUAUAUAUUACCCAACCCUAGUCGACGGAACGUCACGUACGAACGUUGUACCGUCAUUUGGGGUCGACCGUACGUCACAUAAGUGACGUCACCGUCAAAUAUUAUUAGAGGGCCUACCAUAAAAUGUUUUCCGAAAUUUCGGAGCCAAACGAAACACUUUGGAAACAUUAAAAAUGUUAAAAUAUCGUUCCUUUGGACUUUUAUGAUAGGAUGUAUGACGAACGAAAUGUUAAACUCCAUUUAUUGGUCCGAUUUUGGUAUAAAUAAAAACACGAAAUUGAGUGCGAAAUUUCGGAAUUUCAUUUCAUGGUAGACACGCAGAUCGUGCAACGUGUUUCGUAUCAUUCUUAUAUAAGUGUGUAUAUAGUAUCUAAGGUUUGGUCUACAUUUUGUAUACUAUGGGCCAGAUUUUAAGGUGCCAUUUCUCUAAAUAAAUCCUAUUAGACUUAUAUUCUAUGUGAUAUGUGAUAAUUUAGCAAAAUUACGCUUUUAUGGGCCAUCAUGAACUAAAAAUAUAAUAAAUUUGGCUUAAAUCUAUUGAAAAAUUAGUUGAUAUUGGUUUUUACAAUAAAGAUUUCGCCGUGAUUUUUUUUAUGCAAAAUAGAAUGCAAACAAGGUGACGGCCCAUCUAAUGGAAAGUGGCAAUCGUCGCCUAUAGACAUGAGCAGUACCAUGGACAUAACAGAGUAUACUGUUUCGUCCAUGAUACCCCCCAUGCGUUGCCAUUCCUGAGGACUCUGGUGUUAUUCCUCUGUACCCUGAAAAUUCACUGCCAUAUCCCACCCCUCAAACCGAAACACAGCCAUGCAAACACAACUGCUCCACAGUUGAAACAUGAAAGGUACAGAGGUAGUCAAGCAAACGACUUUUGUACAAUGUCUCCCUCUGGUAUUUUAUUUUGAUUACUGAAUUUUAAAUUGUCAUUUUAAUUUUAAAAAUAAAAUUUAGAGAAAUGGCGUCUCGGAAUGGACCCCAAUAUAGGCAUACUCUAUUAGUUAUAGAGGUCUGAUCUCAAUUGGUCAAAACAGUAUCUUUUAUACUAUUGUGAUGUGGAUAUAAAGAACAUUUUUUCUUAAUUAUAAAUAAUGUUUGUUGUGAGAAGUUCCACAGAUAUGCUUAUUUUUUUUUUAUUAUUUUAAUAACAAUACAAGCAAUAAAUGUGAGUCAUAAAAUGAGUGGAAUUUGAAAAUAAUGUAUGUAACAGUCUGCGCAUAAAUUAUGAGGAAAUAUUGAAUAUAUUUCAAUGAAUUUUGUCGCCGUAGUAGAUUUAUAUCUCGGGAUGUUUAGGCCAAGUCUUUUUUCCGUAGCAAAAUCCUGUACAUAAAGCUGGCGACAGACCUGAAAUUAUUUCGACGUGUAACAUUUUUUUUUUUGUUCGGUUCGCUGCAUUUAUACGAAUGCGCACAGUGUAAUUAUUAGACUAGUUUUCAAGAUAUUAGAAUUAGGAAAACCAAUAAAAUAGUGCACUUCGAGGCGUGUCAAAAUAAAACAUACGCCAGAUUUGAAGUUAGACCUUCAGGUAUAUAGUUGUGGAAACCGCAUUCAAUUUGAUAUAAUUAUCUUUGCAUAAUGUAUAAACAGACAAAAUCUAAAAAUUAUUAUUUUGACAUCUAUUGGUCUUAUUAAGAUUUCAAUUUUGAUUAAUUUGUCUUUAAUUUAUAGUAUUUAUUAUUUUUUAUUUAUUUCCCAUAUACAGAUAUCGUCCAAUAACAAUUUUAUUAUAGUAAAAAGUAUAUUUUUGUCGCGUAUG